Molecule: messenger RNA, 1532 nt
Organism: Salvia splendens (bonfire salvia)
Lineage: Eukaryota; Viridiplantae; Streptophyta; Magnoliopsida; Lamiales; Lamiaceae
Product: probable WRKY transcription factor 48
Exons: 4
Coding region: 77-1129 (350 amino acids)
Biological process (GO): regulation of DNA-templated transcription
Molecular function (GO): DNA-binding transcription factor activity; sequence-specific DNA binding
Source: RefSeq, a predicted model, not a curated record
CAAAACCCCCAAAACCAAUAAACAAACCUCUCUCUCUCUCUCUCUAAAUCGCUUCACUGUUGAAGAAGUGCAGCAAAUGAAGAAUCUACUUAUCUACGCUUUUAAUCAACAGAAACUAAUGGAGGAGAAGCAAAAGGAGUCCACACAAGAGAGAGACAGUUCAGCCGAAAAGAUUGCAUUUUCCGAUCAAAUGAUGAUUCCAGAAAGCACCAGCAGCUUGCUCGACCUAUCAACUGAUCAUCCCCACAAGAAUUCUUCUUUCCGAUUCAUAGACAUGCUCAGCGUCCAAGAUUUCGCCAACCCUUCUUCCAUCUUUGACGAUUUGCUACAAAGCGCCGCCGCUCCCUUCCCCCCUCCGCCGCCGCCGCCGGAAUAUUCUGAGGUGGUGAACACGCCGGCGACGCCCAAUUCCUCCUCUGUGUCUUCCUCCUCUGCGGAGGCUGCUGCUGCGAAUGAUGAUCAGAAAGAGGAGCAAGAUCAGGAAAAGGCUAGGAAACAGUUAAAACCGAAAAAGAAGAGCCAGAAAAGGCCAAGGGAGCCGAGAUUUGCGUUCAUGACAAAGAGUGAGAUUGAUAACUUGGAUGAUGGCUACAGAUGGAGAAAGUAUGGCCAGAAAGCAGUGAAGAACAGCCCUUUUCCCAGGAGCUACUACCGUUGCACGAGCACGGCAUGUGGGGUGAAGAAGAGAGUGGAGAGAUCGUGUGAAGAUACGACCAUUGUCGUGACAACCUACGAAGGCACACACCUCCAUCCCUGCCCCCUCACGCCCCGGGGCAGCUUCGCUGGGAUGCCGGAAAGGCUCAUGCUUGACGGAGGUGGAGGAUCGAGCAGUUUCCCACCAAUGUUCCACCACCACCACCACCUCUAUCAGCAGCAAUUACCACCACAACCUAUUCAACACCAACCCUACUUCCAUAAUUUAUUGACUUCUCCUUUGAGCUUUAAUCCUAAUCCAAAUCCAAAUCUUAAUCCGAAUUUUAAUCAUAAUCCUAAUCCUGCAUUGUAUCCUAAUCUAGUUCGAGAAAGACCCUUUUCCCUCCCGGCCUUGGCCAGGGACGACGGCCUGCUUCAAGACAUGCUACCGUCGAAGGUAUUCGAGCAGCAGAAGGAGAAGGAGGAGGAGGACUAAAGAGAGUUAGAUGGAAUAUACUAUAAAAUGAUGGUGCAUAGUCAGAUUGUUACGGGUCCCCCGUCGGCGAGAUUAAAGGAGCGCGAGGUGUCACACGAGGCAGAACUAGACGUCGACACAAACGUAGCGACGGAGCAUCGACAAGCGGCACCGUCGCGUCGAGACCGAUCGGAGCGGAGGAUAACGAGGAGACCCGCGCGGUAUGGUGAAUUUGUCCCUCGUUAAGUAGGAGUCCUUCAUUAGUUAGGAUCCUUAAAUUAGUUAGAAUCUUUUUUGAUUAGUUAGAAUCCUUUUUGGAUUAGUUAGAAUCUUUUCAUUACCGUAAUUAGUUCAAGAAAUUAGUUAUAAAUAGGGCGUCUAUUUCAUUCUUUUCUUCAAGAAAUAAAAAUACCUUUUUACGCAA